Molecule: messenger RNA, 3259 nt
Organism: Ectocarpus siliculosus
Lineage: Eukaryota; Phaeophyceae; Ectocarpales; Ectocarpaceae
Source: the annotation of a GenBank genome assembly
AUGGCCGACAAGGAGAGCUCGACGGGCACGAACGUUCAGGUCGCAGUGAGAUGCCGCCCACUCAAUAGCAGGGAGAAGGCGUCGGGAAACCUCCACGUGGUCAAUACGGAGCCUUCCCACAACCGCAUCCGCGUGGCUCACAAGAAGCUGGACCGGACCUACCAGUACGACCAUGUGUUCGGGCCGUUCGCCUCCCAGGAGGAGGUGUUCGUGUCCACGGUGGAGCCGAUCGUACGCGAGAUGCUUCAGGGGUUUUCUACCACCGUGUUUGCCUACGGGCAGACGGGGACAGGAAAGACACACACGAUGGAGGGGGACAUCACCAGUGCUGAGGGUAUGGGCGUGAUUCCGCGGUCUGUGCACGCGAUCUUCGACUAUCUGGACGGCAUCAGCGCUGACUACACCGUCCGGACGUCGUUUCUAGAGCUUUACAACGAGGAGCUGGCGGACCUUCUCGCUGAUGGUAGCUCUAAGAGUAAGGUGGUCCUGCGGGAAGACAGCAAGCGCGGCGUUGUGUGCUGCGGCCUGGAGGAGGUGCAGGUGCUGACCGCCAAGGACAUCUUCAACAUCCUCGGCAAGGGCAUCCAGCAGCGGAAGACCGCGGCCACGCUCAUGAACAAGAACUCCUCGAGGAGCCACUCGAUCUUCACUCUCAAGAUCAUGAUCAAGGAGUGCAUGCCGGACGGCCAGGAGGUGAUGCGGAACGGGCAGCUCAACCUGGUGGACCUUGCGGGGUCGGAGUGCGUGGGCCGGUCGGGAGCCAAAAACGUCAGGGCCAGGGAGGCGGGGAAUAUCAACCAGAGCCUGCUGACGCUUGGUAGGGUCAUCACCGCCCUCGUGGAACACCACCCACACGUGCCCUACCGGGACUCUAAGCUGACGAGGCUGCUGCAGGAGAGCCUCGGGGGAAGGGCUAAGACCUGUAUCAUCGCCACGGUCACCUCUUCCUCCGAUGCGCUGGAAGAGACCCUGAGCUCCUUGGACUACGCCCUUAAGGCCAAGAGCAUCCAGAACAAGCCGGUCGCCAACCAGAAGCUCAGCAAGACUCAUCUUCUCAAGGAAUAUGCCGGCGAGGUGGAGAGCCUCCGGUCGAUGCUGCAGGCCUCGAGGGACAAGAACGGGGUUUACAUUGAGCCGUGGCGUUUCGAUCAGAUGGAGAACACCCUGGCCUCCCAGGGGAACCAGAUCGCUGAGAUGGAGGCCGUUCUCCACAGCCGCAACAGCGAAACCAAGGAGCUCAAGACCGAGAGGGAUGCCUUCAAGGCGAAGGGACAGGAGUUGGAGGAGGAACUGGAGGCCUCUAAGGGCCGGGAGCAGGCUGUCUCCGCCACGCUCGAAGAGACACGGGGCCGCCUAGAGCGCACGGAAGCGGAACUGGCUGCGUCAAGGGUCCAGGCGGCGGAGCUGCAAACGAAGCUAGCGUCUACCGAGAAGGAACUGCAGGCUACCAAGGUGGAGCUCGCGGCCACUAGGGGAGUCGUGGCGGAGCAGGCGUCCACGGAGGGGGCCCUGCUAUCGGAGGCGGCGCAAACGGCGGAGUCUCUCGGGGCUGCGGAGCGCGACGUGGAGGGGCUGCUGGACAAGGUUGCCCGACAGGAGGAGGAAGCGGCCGGCAAGCGGAGCAACGCGGCCUCUUUCGGCGAAACCGCCACCGCCGCCACCAAGGGCGUGUCGGAGGCAGUGUCUCGCUUCUCAGGAGAACACGCCAAGGGUUGCGGCAACCUCAAGGGCUUCCUCUCCAGGGCGGAGGAAGCGGCGAAGGCGGCAUCGUGGGGACUGUCAGCGGCAGCGGCGGAGGCUCUCAAGGAGGCGGACCUGAAGUGCAAGGAACUGGCCGAAGGGGUUUCGACUGGAGCGGCGUCUACCGAAGACCUUGUAACCCUCGCUUCGAUCGCUCUCGAGGAUGCGCUGGGCGAGCAGAAGAGCGCAAUCGACGCCUGGAGCGAGCAGAUGGCGGCGUCGCUGGAAGGCCUGCGCAACGGCCUGAAGAGCCACGAGGGUGGUCUGUCUUCGCUUUGCGAGGACGUGAAUCGCCGGUCGGAAGAGGCUAGCAAGGAGAUGACUGACUUCAAGGAGAAGUGUGCUAGCGAGCUGGCGGAGGUGCGCAGCUGGGCUGACGAACGCAUCGCGGCGCAGACUGCGCAGAUGGAGUUGCAGAGCGAGGAAGCUAAGGUGGUGGCGGCAAGGUCUAAGGAGGAAACCAAGGUGGAGGUCGCCCAGCUGAUGCAGUCGCUGUCGACCCUCAUGUCGGGGCUGCAGACCAAUGCCGCCGCUCGCGCGGACAGCCAGGCCGCGGCGGCCGGGGAGGCUUGGUCGAGAUCCAUCUCUGCGGCGCGCUCUCUUGGGCCCGAGGUUUCCCAGAAGAUGGGAGGCAUCGCGGAGAGCGUCGCCAACGGGAGCGAGAGCGUGGCGAAGAAGCUGGCCCUGUCUUCGAGUGCCACCGGCAACAGCAUCAAGGAGCGCCAAUCUGCUGCCGCGGCCUUUGUCGCGUCUACUGCCGACGUGUCCGACGCAUUCGCGGCGGGUGCUACUCAAGCUUCCGGCCUCGCCGACGAUGCCAGGUCUUCCCUUAAGGAGAACAUGGCGGCCGUGUCCGGGGCCGUCGCGAGCACCGCCGAUGGCUGCAAGGCCGCCACCGAGAGCCUGAGGCUAGGAAACGGCGAGGCGGCCGAGCGUGUUGCAUCACUCGCCUCCUCGGCGGACCGGGAGGCCGCCGGCCUUGCCCAGGAGGGAGGGGAACAGGUUGGGGUCCUCGCCGCCUGCGUGGAAGGCCUCGAGUCCGACCACUCUUCCUCCCUCGGGCAGUGCGUGUUGCACAUCGAGGACCACGUGGAGGAGGCCUGCGCCGUCCGAGACCCGUCCGGAGGAACCCCCGGGAAGAAGUCUUACCCUCGCCCGGAGGCGUUCAGCACCACUCGACCGCACGAGGAGAUCAUGUCGGAGAUUCGCGGCGGAAAUCUGGAGGAGUUGUUCGCGUCGUCGGAGGCGUUCCUUCCGCAGGGAACAGGGACGACGGUUUCGUGCUCCGAUUCUGCGUCCACGGUGCCGUCGAGCCACGAGGAAGAAGAGGAUGAGGGAGAGGGAGAGGGAGAGGGAGAGGGAGAGGGACAGCAGACGGCUGGCGACCUUGAAGAGGCGGGUGAAGACCGGGUUGUGUCGCGUGGUGGGGAGCUUGAGAAGGGGGACACCGCCGUCCCGGCCGAACUCGCAGACGCCGCCGCUGCUACUGCUGCUGCAGAUGCUACCUCCACCGACCAGG